UUACGCCGUCCGUUCCUGAUAAAUACGUGGUUUGCGGUGGUCGCUGUUCGUGUGCUGUUCGAGGCUUCGAUUCAUCGUCCCCUCCGGCUCCGAAUCCCCUUUGUCCAUCAAAUCGCAGAGCGAAGAUUCCAUUUCUUUCCCCCCAGUUUUCUUGGCGAACAGUUUAGCGAUCACAAGGUCGAACAGACGGCGAUUGAUCUCCUUUCGUGGCUUCUCUUUCCGGAAGGGAAGAAGAAACCCUAAAGGUCUCGACUUGGAACUGAUUUGGAAGUGGAGUUGGCGAUGGAUCCGGAGCAGACGUACCUCCGAGUCCACGCCCGGUUGUCGGGGAUGCUUUCGCAGCUGUUCACUCCGGGGAUUCGCAUGGCGCUGGAGUUCAUGUACUUCACCUUUGCCGUUGUAAUCUUCGCGCUUCUUUUCGUUAUGCACGUCAAUUUCGUCCAGCAGCCUGGAUGUGCAAGUGAGCUAUCUGGAGUAAAGUUCGGGGAAGCUCAAUUAGUACAGAUCAAGAUAACUACUGCAGGUCUUUGGACUCGGAACUCAUCUGAAUGGAAUAGUUUGGAGCUUCAGAGGGGACAUUUUAAAGAGAAUACUGGCGGUCCAGAUAUUGCAGCAGAUGGAAUCACCAUUUUUUCUACCAAGUUUUGGUCAAACUGGUUAGGUUCAGGUUCUAGAAGGAGCAAACUGAUUUUUAAAUCAUGGAAGAAUGACAAAGAGUUGCUCGUUCCUGUGGUGGGAAAAACAUCUGUCACUACCAUUAUUAAGACCAUGGAACAUGAGACAGAUUCAAAAACUGAGUCACCAAUUCUUCAAAUUGGUUAUCCAAUCUCUAUCAGUGAAUUCAUCAGACAAGUUGAAGCGAAAAACUUCUCUAGUAAGUUGAAGAUGCAAUGUCUUUCAUUUUGGAAAAGAGGAAAGGAGUUUAUGAUCUUUGCCAGUCAUUCAAUGAAACGUGCAGGGUGGUAUCCAUUCCUUGAUUUUCUUGAAUGCUUAUGGCUUUUUUGCUUUGGAGAUCUUAAGUCUUUGCCAGCCAGAUAUCUUGAGAAGAAAAGCAGAGCAAUUGAGCCAAUAUAUUUAUACACAACAGAAAAGGGAUAUUUCCUGCUUCCUGAAGUAGCAAAAUCUCAUCACAACAUACAAACUGUCAAUAUUACAAUAUCCGCUCAAAGCUCAUGCUUUGGGAACAGGUGGCAACAACGUCUUAUCAACACGUUUGUUGGUUACGAUACUAUUUUGAUGAAUACACUUCUAAGUUCUCCUGGGCAUGGUUAUCUUUACAAUUACCAAACAAAAGCGUUCUAUGAUCUUAGUUAUGGUCAAGAAGCAUCAGAUGGUCCUACACGUUUUGGAGAAUACUUGGUUACCAAAUCUGGUGUACUCCUUAUGUCAUUGUUUGUGUUCUUUACCACUACAAUGUCAGUUUCAUUUACAUUGAGGGAAACACAAUCUCGUAUGCUAAGAUUUACAGUCCAGCUUCAACACCAUGCUCGUAAUCAUCUUCCAACAUUCCAGUUAAUCUUUGUGCAUGUAAUUGAGUCUUUGGUGUUUGUACCUAUUAUGAUUGGCAUCCUGUUUUUCCUAUUUGAGUUCUAUGAUGACCAGCUACUAGCAAUCCUGGUCUUAACUCUCGUGUGGCUGUGUGAACUAUUUACGAUGAUCAGUGUGCGGACAACUAUAUCAAUGCAGUUCUUUCCUCGAUUUUUCUUGCUCUAUUUCCUUGUAUUUCACAUCUAUUUCUUUUCUUAUCCUUACGGUUUUUCUUAUGUGGCUUUUUCCGCAAUGGCAGCAUUUAUGCAACACUUGAUUCUUUCCUUCUGGAACCAAUUUGAGGUUCCUGCCUUGCAAAGAUUCAUGAGAGCUCGCGCUCAGCUGCAACAACAAACUGGUGUUCAGAUCACAUCAUCUGCUAUUUACACCUCGACGUUUCACAUUGCUAGAGUAAGCAUACCUAACCGCAAUCCCUCUGGAAAUGAACCCACACCGGCAACAACUGACAUCUCUGCAAGGUCUGAUCAAACUGGAGAGUCCGAUACACCUUUUGCAAACAAUGAACCUCGAGAGGUUCUGAAUAUUAACCCCCAUCAAAGAAUUCUGCCGAGGCCUACCGAUUCUCUAGGAUCCCUUCUGCUCUCAUUGUUUGGUGGUGCAUCUUCUGAAAGCAUAUUCUCCUUUUCCGUCUCCAGAGAUUCCCAAAACCAGGGCCAGGCACACCAGGAACAAGAGAAUCAGCCAUUGACGACCUGAUUUCUUCACAGAAGGCAAGUUAUACUUGAAUUUUAUUUCCUCAAGGCCCCUUCAGAGGUUGAAAGCAUCCAGUAAAGAGAAGGUCGGAGUCAUACUUGCUGGUAGGCUUUUGAAGGCUUGAUGCUCUCGAGUGGAUGGAUGUUCAUGUGAAUAACACCUAUUGUAACGGUUGAGGGUUCAAUUUAUAGAAAACAGAGGUUGAAUAAAUAAGAAAAUUUAUCUUUUCGA
Messenger RNA from Zingiber officinale, 2472 nucleotides. RefSeq names its product membralin-like protein At1g60995. The record is from RefSeq and is a predicted model, not a curated record. Gene Ontology annotation, biological process: response to endoplasmic reticulum stress; positive regulation of ERAD pathway. The transcript has 14 exons. Lineage: Eukaryota; Viridiplantae; Streptophyta; Magnoliopsida; Zingiberales; Zingiberaceae. Bases 283 to 2244 code for a protein of 653 amino acids. Gene Ontology annotation, cellular component: endoplasmic reticulum.